CCAACUCUGUUAUUCUGUUCUUUUGUCUUGCCAGAUUCCAGGCUAAGGAAACAUAUGAGAAUCCGGUGGAUUUAUUUCUAGAGCCGAAGUGGACAAUCUGGGAUUGCAGUGAUGUAAUUCCGCUUCUGAAAAAUGCCAUUAAAAAGUUGAGAGAUACUCUGGAAAGUGGACUUCAACUACAGAAAGUGCAUGUAACUCUGGAUCCAGACACAACUAAUCCUGACUGCCUUAAAAUCUCCGAAGAUCGAAAAAGCAUCACAGGACUUAAGGAUUUAUUGUAUAAUCCUUGUGUCCUUGGGUGUCAGAUGUUCUCAUCAGGGCGACAUUUCUGGGAUGUUAUUGUAAGCAGUACAAGAAAAUGGUUUGUAGGGGUUACCAGCAAACCAGGGAACUUUAAAAAUGUUUAUGAGCAGACCAGAAAGUGGCAGAUUUGGGGAUGGGAUGGGAAAUACACGGCCGCCUCUCCGUCAAAAUGCUGUAAACUGGUCCUGACUGAGAGCCCCACGAGGAUCCGCAUCUCUCUCAACUGCGAAGGGGGACAAGUGAGCUUCUUUGAUGCCAAGACCGCAGCUUUGCUCCAUACAUUCUCAGACGCUUCCUUGGUUGGAGAGACCCUCCUGCCUUAUUUCUACUUGGGCAAGGGCAGCUGCGUGACACUCCCCUAACAGGUUAGGUGGCCUUCUGAAUUGAAGGAGUGGAUCAAUCAAUCGAUCCAGAGAGAAAUAACCUGACCAUCAUUUAAAUUUCUCUGAAUUAAAAAAAA
Molecule: messenger RNA, 763 nt
Organism: Pseudonaja textilis
Lineage: Eukaryota; Metazoa; Chordata; Lepidosauria; Squamata; Elapidae
Source: RefSeq, a predicted model, not a curated record